Molecule: messenger RNA, 579 nt
Organism: Babesia bigemina
Lineage: Eukaryota; Apicomplexa; Aconoidasida; Piroplasmida; Babesiidae
Exons: 1
Coding region: 1-579 (192 amino acids)
Source: RefSeq, a predicted model, not a curated record
AUGAACUACGGCGGCAAGGCGUGUUUUCUGCUCUUCACCGUGGCGUGGUUGGGAGUAACUGCAAAUGCGGUGUGGUACUGCGUCACGCUGAAGUGGGCCUUUGAUGCCCCUGCCGAUUGCUUCGGCCGAGGUCUGGAUUCUUUCGGCAAGUGCUUGCCGUUUCCCAGACCUGCGAAGCCUGCGAAGGGCACGAUUCCGUCUCCUGGAGGGCUUGGAACCGACACAUACAAAGGUUUGGAACAAAAACCAGCUAAAGCUAAGCCCCUCGAAGGCCAAGAGAGCGUCACCAAGAAUGUCAAGGAGGAGAAGACGCUGCACCCCGUGCCCCUGCCUGAGAAAGAAAAGCUGCCCGAGGGAGGCGGAGGUGAGUCGCAUGACCAGGGCCACGAGGGCAAAAUCGAAGCCACUCAUGUAAUCCCAGAUCCCCUAGAGAAAACGCUAGAGUCCCCAGAAGCCGUGCCCAAGGUAAUACCCGAACCGGCCGUAAAAAAACCUGCUCAGGGGAAGCAGAAGAAAAAGAAAGAAAAAACCCCGAGGCGUAGCGUUAGGCCGGACGGGCUGGGCGAUGAUUGGGAUUAA